AGUAGUGGACAUGGCUCGUAAGGCGCGCCAGAGGAUAAGCUAUGUGCUACCUCUCACAAACUCGGCCGGAGGGCAUCGUCUUGGUGUCAAUGGUCUCGCCGUAGACAGCGACAACUCCAUCCUGUACGUACCCGACCCGUCGGACCAGAUCACAGCCAUCGACGCGAAGCCUCCCNCAUCACCCGCCUCGACCCUGCACAACCAAGUCCAGGCGCAUACCCACUGGAUCAGUGACCUCGUCCUCGCCCAGUCCAACCAAGCCCUGGUAUCGGCCUCGUCCGACAUCAGUGUCAAAGUAUGGCGACCCGCUGCUACCGACUCGAUGCCACCCCAGACCAUCGGCCUCCACAGUGACUAUGUCAAGGUGCUGGCUUCUCCUUCUUCGGACGCGUCGUGGGUUGCUAGUGGAGGCCUGGACCGUCGUGUUCGUCUCUGGGAUCUGAAUGGUGCAGGACAAACACUCAGCAUCGACGUCAGCGAGGACGAGAGCUUGACAGGCUUGAGCAAAGAGAAGGCAAGCGUUUACGCUCUGAAGGCCACACACUCCAUCCUUGCCAGUGGAGGUCCUGAUAGCAAUGUGCGCAUCUGGGAUCCGCGCUCUGGCAAGCGCAUCACAAAGUUCGUCGGCCACACAGAUAUUGUACGCGACAUCUUGAUCAGUCAAGAUGGCUCCACCGUCAUGUCUGCCUGUUCGGACCAGACAGUCAAAGUGUGGAGUGUUACUGCCGGUCGCUGUAUAAACACUCUGACCAUGCACGAUGCCAGCGUCUGGUCUCUAUGGUCCGAUCAUCCAGACCUCUCUGUCUUCUACUCAUCUGAUAAGAGCGGUAUGGUAGCAAAGACCGACACUAGAGGCUGCGGAGAAGAUUUGGAAGAAGGCCUCAGUGUUGCCAUCUGUCAGGAGGGAACUGCCGUACACAAGCUCGCUGUUGCCGGUGACUACAUCUGGACGGCCACUCCUCGUCCCACCAUCAACAGAUGGGCCGACGUCAACAUCGACGGUGCCGAGAUCGAUCUGCCUGACACCUACAAGCAGCAGCGCUUCAGCCUGGCCACUUCCCGCUCAAGAAUUCCUAGUCCACCUGUCAACUCGUCUUCUGAUCGACUCGCCUCACCGCCGCAACCCACCUCUCCCACUUCGCCUCCGCCGUCCGGCAAGCGCAUACCUCUGAAACACGUACUCAGAUUAAGCAAUGCCGUCUACUUCCCCAGACCAAUUGCACGAGAGGUCGCCCCAGACGCUGAGGAUGUCCAAGUAGAACACACGCACCCCCUGAGACACACACCGGACUNNUUUGCUAUUGAAGGACAAAAUGGUUUGGUCAAACACAUCAUGCUCAACGAUCGCAAACGUGUUCUGACUCAGGACACGGCUGGCGAAGUCUUGCUGUGGGAUCUGCUCAAGUGUGUGCCCAUCAAAUCCUUUGGCAAGAAGCAUCUCGAGGAUGUUCAGCCGGAGCUCACCACAGUCGAGACAGUGCCUAACUGGUGCUCAGUCGACACCCGAACUGGAACCUUGGCCAUCACUUUGGAAGAACACACAGCCUUCGAUGCCGAGAUGUACGCAGAUGAGCUCGAUAUUGAGCAGAAUAUUGACUUCAAGGAAGAUCAGCGCAUCAACCUUGGCAAGUGGAUCCUUCGUUAUCUGUUUGCAAACUUGAUCAGCGAAGAGAUGUCCAGAGAUUCGCAAUAUCGAAGGCAUCUGUUGGAACAAGCGCAAAAACAAAAGCUGGAGCGUGAAAAUGCUCCUACUAGUAUCCAGAUGCCUCCUGGUAUGGCGGAUGGUUGGAAGGUUGAUCCAUCGGCUCCUCUGUCAACCAACACUUUGAGACCGACAAAUACCAACACUAUUGGCUUUGCGACCCCUGGAUUGUCCAUAGCAGAUACAGCAUCGUCUUAUGUUGGAUCUCCAAACCUGACAAGAGAUGUGCUCACACCUCAGGAAGAUGAACGCACACAAGACAGGUCGUCGAUAGGCGGUGACUACUUUUCCAACAACUCGACGACAGCAAAUUCUACCAACGCAAACGGUGAUUCGAAACUUGUACCUCAAACUCCUACAGAAGCUGCUACCACGCCAGCUCCAGAAGACGCCUCAACGGCCGAUUCUAGCGACACGCCUUCGAAGUUUGGCAAACGCCUUCGCAUGAACAUGUCAUUCAACAUGAAGAAGCUAGGAAAAGCUCCCACUAACGAGAAGGACAACAAGCCUGCUAUUGUCGAAGAGACCAAGGAAGAGGCCGAGGCAGAUACACAGAGCUCGUCUGACAACAGUAAUUCUCGUGUUGUCGAUGAGAACUUCCUUGGUUGCAUCCAAAAGAUUCGUUUCGCCUAUGAGGACCACCUGCAGGCACAGAUACAACGAGCUGCUGCUGUAGAUGCUGCAGGCGGUGCGUUGGGUCAGUCAAAGGAGCUCGAACUGCCUACUUCGAUCGUACCAUCACUGCCGUCAGAAACGCCAGUGUUGAAGCCACCUCCAAACACAACCAUCCUAAUUCAGGAAGAGCGACCAGAAGCUGGUGGUGUGGCAGAUCUCUUCGAGGGCAAGGUUGGUAGUACAGGUGAGAUGGUCGAUCUGAUUGAGAAGGUUGCUCCGAUGUGGCUUGGUGAUGCCCUUUUGCGCAACCAGAUCCCUCUCAAGGAUCUAGUCAAGAUCAGUUUUGUGCUUGAACCAUGGCAGAAUGUACUACCAAGUAUCGCUGCAGAUGGCAACAACCGACUCAAUGCCAACCGCAUGCUGCGCGCUCGCAAGAUUCUAGGCUACGUUGCAGACCGCAUCGAGCCUGCUCAAGAUCCCGCCACAGCCAUGCCCCCCGAAGAAUAUCUCGAGCUCUACUGCAACAACCAACUCAUCCCACCGAAAAUGACACUGGCGACCAUCCGAACACACAUCUGGCGAGGCGGCGGCGACGUUUUAUUGCACUAUAAAUCGAACGGCAAGAAGAAUAUUUUGCACUCUGCAGAGAGCUUUGCAGCUGCUGAGGAGGAUGCUGGGACUCGCAGUACCCCUACAGCGCCUCAGGUG
This is a messenger RNA of Aureobasidium musti, 3025 nucleotides long. NCBI's taxonomy places the organism in Eukaryota, Fungi, Ascomycota, Dothideomycetes, Dothideales, Saccotheciaceae. The record is from the annotation of a GenBank genome assembly.